AUGGCUACUAGUGUUCAUCAAUUCACAUCUUUUAGUGGUAACUCAAGAACAGUUAUUAGCGAGAAAGCUCGCGCUGCUACCUUUUCGGAGAUUCCGUUAAUCUCUUUGGAAGCAGAAAAACAGGAGCUGGUGAGGCAGAUUAGAACCGCUUGCACACAAGUUGGGUUUUUCUAUAUCAAAGAUCAUGGAAUCGAACAGAAGUUGGUCGACGACUUGAUGAAUAGUGCGCAGGAGUUUUUCCGCCUUCCGAUGGAAGAGAAAAAUGAUAUUCAUUUCACCAAAUCCAAACAGCUCAAAGGCUACGAAGGCUUUGGAGAUAAUCGAACCGAGAGUGAGCGGAAGCCAGAUCUGAACGAGCAGUUUAGCUGGGGAUAUGACAAAGAGAUGGACCCUGAUCAGGAGACUGUGUUUGAAAGUGACAGCUUCUUAUAUGGUGAAAAUAGCUGGCCCUCUCAAGUUCCAGAACUGAGAACUGCCGUCAAAAGAUACUUUUCACAAAUUCUCUUGCUAGCCAGAAGACUCAUGUCACUGUUUGCUUUGGCUUUGGAUCUUCCCGAGAACUAUUUUGUUGAUAUGCUCAAACACCCGGGUGCUAUGGGUCGAGUUCUACAUUAUUUGCCUCAGCCAGUCGAAGAAACCAACGUGUUGGGGAUCGGAGCUCACACAGACAUUGAGUGUUGCACCAUUCUCUAUCCAGGAGAAGUUCCUGCGUUGGAGAUUUUGAAUCCUGAGGGAGAAUGGAUUGUGGCUACUCCCAUUCCAGGGACAUUUGUCAUCAAUAUUGGGGAUAUGCUUGCCCGCUGGUCCAACGACUUCUUCAUUUCUACAGUUCAUAGGGUGAAGAAUAUUACAGGACAGGAAAGAUACUCGAUUCCUGUUUUUGUUGGAGUUGAUUACGAAACAGUGAUUGAGCCAUUAGAAACCUGCAUUUCUCUUCACGGUAAGAAGUAUCCUCCAGUGAAAGCCGGAGAUUACGUUUACAAACGCUUGGCAUAUAGCAGGUUUGAUAAGCAGGAUUUUGAGAAUAUGUUAGAUCAGGUUGGAGUCUCUAAAUAG
Molecule: messenger RNA, 1056 nt
Organism: Ogataea philodendri
Lineage: Eukaryota; Fungi; Ascomycota; Pichiomycetes; Pichiales; Pichiaceae
Exons: 1
Coding region: 1-1056 (351 amino acids)
Molecular function (GO): dioxygenase activity
Source: RefSeq, a predicted model, not a curated record